Messenger RNA from Naegleria gruberi, 537 nucleotides. RefSeq lists its product as uncharacterized. The transcript has a single exon. Bases 1 to 537 code for a protein of 178 amino acids. The record is from RefSeq and is a predicted model, not a curated record. Lineage: Eukaryota; Heterolobosea; Eutetramitea; Acrasida; Naegleriidae.
AUGUCUCAACAACAACAAAAUUACAACGAUCAAUCAAAGGGUAUUCAACAACAACAACCUUCCUAUGAUACCGGAGCUGUUCAAUAUGGUGCUAUUAAUCCUAAUGUCCCAACAACAACAAAUACCACCACAACUGCAACAACUUCACAACCACAAACCUAUCAACCAGUACCAUAUUAUUCACCAAUUGCUCAACAAGAAGGAACCUAUACAGCCAAUCAACCAUUCUAUAAUGCUCAACCUGUUAUUUAUACUCAACCUGUGACUUAUCAACAACCAACUUCCUAUCAAACAGUGACUAAUACAAGCACUGCCUUGUUAACGAAUUAUGAUGUCAAGGAAGAAAAUGAUGCCAAACUUUUAUUAAUUAUUGGUUUAUUUAUUGGUCUCGUGUGGUUAAUUUGUUACUUUAAAUUUAGAAGAUCAAGCAAUCCAAGAGCUCAAGCCUACGCCAGAACAUCGGGUAUUCUCUUCUUUGUACAAUUCUUCUUGAGUUUAGCAUUAGGUGUUGCUCUCUCUAUUUCCAUGAGUGUUUAA